Molecule: messenger RNA, 2768 nt
Organism: Mercenaria mercenaria
Lineage: Eukaryota; Metazoa; Mollusca; Bivalvia; Venerida; Veneridae
Exons: 2
Coding region: 120-1676 (518 amino acids)
Source: RefSeq, a predicted model, not a curated record
ACUCGUCAAAACAGAUAAUUGAAAAUUGCGUAAGUCAGUGGGUGGUUUGAUGAUUGGAUAUUUUAAUUCUGGUAGAGAAGUGUUUACACAUUUUACAAUUGGACUCGUAAUAAGUUACAAUGCGGCUAAAAUGGAAUAAAUCUUUUAAAUUUAUGACAAGAUUUACAGUGAUUUUAAUUAUAUUGAAUACACUACGUAACACCUAUAGGAAACAUUUGACAAAGUUUGACUCUGUAGAACAUUCAACCCUACUUACUGACAGCAGUAUUCGCGAAAGAGUUUCAUUUAACAGACUGAAUGUUUCACAAUUGAAAAAAUGUACAGACAGGAUUACUUUGAACUAUAAGUUUCUAAAUGUUACAAGUAGUUGCAAAGCGGCAGUUUUUCCUUCUCAUCUUGCACGGAAACCAUCUUGGCGUGCUGCUGACAAAAAUAAUCAAUCAUACGUAUUUUCUGCGUACGUUUUACGUAAAAAACGUCAAAUAGUGAUAGUUGGAAUAACACAAGAAGGAUCAUCAAAAUACUAUUGUCAGAUUUGGAAUCAAAAUUUUGGAAGACAAAACAUGAAGAUGGAAGAGGAACCAGCAAAAGUUGUAACACUUCCGGAAGGGCGUUCACUCAGGUAUGUAACUGCGCAAGUUGUUACACUGUCUACUCGGGAAUAUAACUGCAAAACGUAUGGCAUCUACUCAACUGCACAAACUGUCACAUGUUUGGCAGGGCAUCUCCUCAGAUAUAAUGCAGUGUUGUUCCAGUGCAUGUUGCCUCAGUCCGUGGAACUACCCACGCAUGUUUCCUUAGUAAGCAGAAGUUGUGAGACGCCAAUGAACUUGCUCGAUAUCCAGUACGUGCGGUCGCCGUAUGUUGACAAACAUAGGUUCACAGUUUGUCUGUCGCCACUUAAUUUUAGAUAUAAUCGUGAUUAUGAAAUAAUAGAAUGGGUAGAACUAAACAGAAUUCUUGGAGCAGACAAAUUCAUUAUUUACAAUUAUUCAUCCGCCAUUAAUGUAGCACGUGUACUGGAUUAUUACUCAGAACGAGGCUUAACGGAAGUAGUGCAAUGGAACUUACCGGUAGGAGUAGAUACAUGGCCUAGAGAGAAUAAAACAGUUGAGAUAUAUUAUUUUGGCCAGAUUGCCGCAUUACAUGAUUGUCUAUAUAGAAAUAAAGGCGUUUCGGAGUUUAUCGUUAAUCUCGAUGUUGAUGAAUUUAUUAUUCCACAUGGUAUAAAUGUAACAAAAUGGUCUGACAUGUUAAUGCAGCUGAAGCAGGAUUCAAACGUAUACUUGUUUAGGAAUACUUUCUUUAAAAAAGAAUGGAACAAUGUAGGCAUUGAAAUACAAAAUAAAUCGUUAGUUGAUAAACAUCGACUUGUCACACUUCAAAAACUGCAGCACGAAACAGAAAUAUUUUCACCAAGGUCAAGGUCGAAAUAUUUUGCAAAAGCCGAUGGUGUGUUUCAAGUAAUGAUACACGAAGUGCCUUGGAUGAAGAACGCAUACGUACCGAUAGAAAUCAGACUUUUACAUCAUUACAGAGACUGGGAAACACUGGAUGAUCCUCCGAAUGUUAAAGUUUUAGACAAAACUGUACCUCAAAAGUUUGGUCAACUUUUGAUCAAGAAUGUACAAACUGUUUGGUCAGACUUAAACAUAAUAAAUAAUUUGAGGCAAUGAGUUUAGAAAAAAUAAUACAAGUAAAGCCACAUGCAAUGCUGAUCGAUCAUGAAUUCUGUUUAGUGCAAAAGGGUAGAUAGUUAGUGUUUAUUUAAUACCAUUUGUAAGAAAAAUAAAGUCUAUGUAUUUACUUUACACGCUAAGACGAUAUUAAUUGAUAUAUACAAGAAGUUACUGAGAGUGUUUUUAUUUACCCUAGUAUCAGUAAAAUAAUGAUAUAAUCUAUGGUGGCUGAUUUCUGCCAUUUCUCCUUCCGCCAGGAUAACAAUCAGCGUGCUGAUACGAAAAUACAUUAUACGUCAUGUCGGCGUGCUUAUUUGUUGUUCUGCAAACAAGCCAGAACGAAAUGGCAGAUAUCAUUUACCAUAAUUAUAUACUAUUCUCUUAAAGUUAGCACUUUUUAUAAGUUGUGAUACAAUUACACUUCAAUUAAUCAUACUGUGUACAUUACCGAAAACAAUCUAUUGGAAGUGAAUCUAGGGGUUACUCCCAUUGCCAGUAGGUAAGAUAAAUAAGAGCGAAUGUUCAAUACCUCUGUGUAAAGACUGUCCCUUCUAAAACAAAAGGAAAAUGGAUAACUAAAAUUAUUAUAUCACAUUGCAAUGAAUUACCUUUAACAAAUAAUAAGACACUUACUUAGUGUAAGAUCAAAAAUACUUGUUUGCGCUUAGGGUAGGUAGAUAAAACGUUUUUCAUACUAAUUAAUAGAUUUAUCUUAAGAAAAUCAUAUUCCACAGCCAUGUUAUCUUUAAACAGGAAGUUAUAAGAAAGUUUUGCAUGUAUAGUAAAGUAAAAGCCAGUCUAUUGUAUUUUUCUUCAGUUUUGAGAAAAGAUUAACAAAAUUUUGACAAGUUAUUGAAUAUUUAGUGUAAAAGUAAUCCUAGCACCUUAAUUUUAUACCAUUUUAUGUGAAAUGCCCAUAAUUUUAGCAUACAGUAUGCUGGACAAACGAAACAACCUUUUAAAACAAUAUUUCGGGAACACUGUUAUAAAAAACGUUAAAACAAUAAAUUUUGAUUUCUUAUACCAUCAUGUCGGCAUUCAGACUAAAUUGAAUGUUACUUAAAUUAUAAAUAAAUGAAUUAAAUGUUU